Alternaria burnsii is the source of this 2595-nucleotide messenger RNA. RefSeq names its product brct domain-containing protein. Gene Ontology annotation, biological process: DNA double-strand break attachment to nuclear envelope; double-strand break repair. The record is from RefSeq and is a predicted model, not a curated record. Lineage: Eukaryota; Fungi; Ascomycota; Dothideomycetes; Pleosporales; Pleosporaceae. Gene Ontology annotation, cellular component: nucleus; Cul8-RING ubiquitin ligase complex. Bases 1 to 2595 code for a protein of 864 amino acids. The transcript is spliced from 3 exons.
AUGGAAGACACUACCAUGCUAGAGGGCUCACAGGGUCUGUUCGAGGAGCUCACCUUCACCCUCAUUCCCAAUGGUCUCUCAGAAGAAGGAAUGCGCCAGAUCGAGGACGAUAUCAAAUCUGCUCACGGAACCGUCGUACCCUUCAGCGCACCCAAAGGCCGUAUAGAGAAGCUAGAGGAAAUCAGCUACAUUGUCUCCGAGACAGCCGACUUCCCCGACUACUACCGCGCCCUCGAUCUCAUGAUACAUGUCGUCAAGCCAACAUGGAUAGGCGCGUCGCUCCAAUCCAACAAAGCCAAGAAUCCGCGGACAUACAGUCCCGAUCCUGCAUUCAUCAUGAACGACGUGGUCAUAUGUUGCGGGGAUAUACCGAGCGGAGACAAGGAAGCAAUCGAGGGCGGUGUGCUGGCACUGGGUGGGCAAAUCGCACCAAGUCUCUCCAAAUUUGUGACACAUCUCAUUGCACUCGACGUGAGUGAGCCGCGAUGCCAGCUCGCCAUCAGUAAGCGGCUGCAGCUGUCCAUUGUGCUACCACACUGGUUCGAUGACUGCCUCAGAGUUGGCCGCCGAAUAUCAGAGCGACCUUACACGCUCCCCAACCCCGAGAUUCUCGCCGAUGCGGAACCAGGCUCGAUUCCUCCAACACGAGUGAGCCAGCAGAUUCGAGAUGCAACCACACCAGAUCCUCACCACGACCCCGUGCCACCACCUGCUCAUCUAGAAGCACCCCGUGCAAUCAAGGCUUUUGACGGAAAGAGUGUAAAGCUCGGCGACGAUUUGAACAUAAGCAGCCGACUCAAGGCUAUCAUCACCGGCAUGAUCAAGGCUGGAGGCGGCAGUGUGACCUCAAACAUCGAUGAAGCAGACAUGUAUGUUUGCAACUACCGAGAAGGCCCCGACUAUAUCAAGGCUUCACAAGCACAGAAAGACGUGGGCAAUCUGGGCUGGUUGUAUUAUCUUAUUACCCACGGAAUCUGGACGAACCCUAUGCAGCGUAUGAUGCAUUACCCACGGCCACGACAAGGCAUUCCCGGCUUCGACAACUACAAAAUCAGCAUAUCAAGUUACACUGGUGAAGCGCGGGUGUACCUGGAGAAUUUGAUCAAAGCUACAGGUGCUGAGUUCACCAAGACAUUCAAGCAGGACAACACACAUCUUGUCGCUGCGCACAAGAACAGCGAAAAGUGCGAGGCUGCGACAGAGUGGGGCGUGAACAUUGUCAAUCACUUGUGGCUAGAAGAAAGCUAUGCCAAAUGCAGAGAGAUGCCUCUAACUGAGAGUCGCUAUACGUACUUCCCAGACCGGACCAACCUGGGAGAGGUCUUAGGACAGACUGAGAUCGAUCGCGAGGCUACCGAAAAGAUCUUCUACUCAAAACAAGCAAAACCAGCAAAAGCUGUCAAGGCAGCACCACAGACCAACGCCAUCCCAGCUUCGAGUGUAGCGCCAAGGGCAAGCGAACCCCCAGCACCUCGUAGCCCGCCUGUGGCUGAGAAGGCCAAGCGUGCGAAGCCAGGAAGCAAUGCGCAAACGCCAUUACCACCGCGACAUACCGAUGGAAAGGAGAACCAGACACCAGGGAGUCGAGGAGCGAAAGACCGCGCAUUGUCAAAACUGCACAAUGCCGCACCAGAUAUUGCACAGUUCGAGAAGGAAAUGAAGCGCAAAGGCGGCGUCAUACAUGGCGGACGCAGACGCACAGAAGAUCAGGUUGACGAAGGGACGAAACAAUCAAAGGGCGGCCGUGAUUCAGUUUCAAGCAAGCGUUCUAUCGAUGAAGUCGACGAUGAUGACGAGACCGAAGACGAAGCUACAGAGGUUCCAGCAAAGAACAAACGAGCAAAGAAGGACAAGCUUGCGCCCAUCAAGUUUCGUAUGCUUAUAUCAAAGGAUGAACGAUGGGCCAACAAUCCUGAAAAGGAAUCAAAAGACAAAGCGCGCCUUCGAGAGCUCGGCCUCUUCAUCACAGAUGAUUUCAAAAAAGUGGAUAUGGUUUGCGCGCCACAGCCCGUUCGGACGAAGAAGUUCAUCGCAGCACUAGCCUGCGCGCCUACCCUUGUGUCAACCACUUACCUCGACUUCGCCCUCAAGAACAACAAGCUUCCACCGGCAGAGAAACACCUCCUCCAAGCUAGAGACUUUGAAGAGGCCAACAACUUCCGACUGUCCGAAGCACUCGAGCGAGCCAAGCAGAACAAACACCGCCUACUCAAGGACUGGACCAUAUUCUGUACAGAGAAGGUUGGCGGUGGUUUCGAAACAUACAAAGACAUUGUGGAAGUCAAUGGCGGCAAGUGUGUGCUAUGGAAGGGUCGCCCUACUACAGUAUCUGCAUCCAAGCGCAAACUAAACGCCUCCGAUGAAGUUAGCCAGAACCAAGUCGAAGAUGAAGGAGACGUACUAUAUCUUAUUUCCGACGCAGAUAAGAAGGAGUUUACCAACUGGACCAAGUUCCGUGAAUUGGCUAAGAGGGAGAACAUGGUUCCCCGUAUCGUCAAGACGGAGUGGCUGCUUUCUGUGGCGAUGGCGCAGUAUGUCCAUUGGGAUCCGGAGUGGGAACUGAGUGAAGAGGUUGUCAAUGCUGGGAAGAAAUAG